Erigeron canadensis is the source of this 870-nucleotide messenger RNA. RefSeq lists its product as uncharacterized. Bases 1 to 870 code for a protein of 289 amino acids. NCBI's taxonomy places the organism in Eukaryota, Viridiplantae, Streptophyta, Magnoliopsida, Asterales, Asteraceae. The record is from RefSeq and is a predicted model, not a curated record. The transcript has a single exon.
AUGUCUGGAGAAAAUCCUAAUGGCGCCUUAGUAACACAAAAACCCGCUGUACCUAUCUCUCAUUAUCAAUGCCCCGUUUUGAAAGAAACAAAUUAUACCGUUUGGGCCAUUCAAAUCAAAGUUAUACUUGAAGCGAAUGGAUUAUGGGAGAUGAUAGAACCUAAGGAAGAUGCGGUACCCGAUGAGAAAAGGGAUAAGGCAACGAUUGCCUUUUUAUACCAAGCAUUGACCGAAGAUGUGAUACUGCAAGUUGCGGGGUGUAAGACUGCGAAGGAAGUCUGGGAGGCGUUAAAAAAGAGACAUGUCGGAGAAGAUAAAGUGCAGAAGGCACGUUUACAAUCGUUGAUGAUUGGAUUUCAAACACUCCAAAUGAGGGAGGACGACACGUUAGAUGCCUUUGCCGCUAAGUUAAAUGGUUAUGCCACUAAGGCAAAAGAACUAGGAAAAACCUUGGAUCAACCAUUAUUAGUACGGAAACUUUUAGAUUCCAUGCCAGAUAGGUUUAUCCAGAUAGUGGCAUCCAUUGAACAAAACUCUGAUCUAGACGAAAUGACGUUCGACGAGAUCAUUGGAAAACUAAAAGCGUAUGAGGAAAGAAUUAGACUCAAGAAAGGCGGACGUGGAAACAGCCAGGAAAACUUAUUAUUUGCGCAAGGCGAACACUCUAGAAGAGGAAAGCGAUUCGGCAAUCGCGGACGUGGUAGAUCAAACUCUUCACGAGGAAACUGGCAAAACAAUAGAAAUAGAAACGACUCGAAAGAGGAAGGCUCAACUCGCAAGGGGAGAACAAACAUAAAGUGGAAUAAGCAAGUGAAGGAUAUGAGCAAAGUAUGGCAACACACAAAACUGAGCACGAAGAGGUACUGUUAA